Molecule: messenger RNA, 831 nt
Organism: Jaculus jaculus (lesser Egyptian jerboa)
Lineage: Eukaryota; Metazoa; Chordata; Mammalia; Rodentia; Dipodidae
Gene: Faslg
Product: Fas ligand
Exons: 4
Coding region: 1-831 (276 amino acids)
Biological process (GO): positive regulation of canonical NF-kappaB signal transduction; extrinsic apoptotic signaling pathway via death domain receptors; apoptotic process
Cellular component (GO): membrane
Molecular function (GO): tumor necrosis factor receptor binding
Source: RefSeq, a predicted model, not a curated record
AUGCAGCAGCCCUUGAAUUGCCCGUGUCCCCAAGUCUACUGGGUGAACCGCAAUGCCACUUCCCCUUGGGACCCUCCAAGGCCAGUUUUCCCCUGUUCACCUUUGGAGCCUGCUGGACCUGGUCAAAGAAGGCCACCCCCACCUCCACCUAUGCCACCUCCUGCACUACCAACGCUGCUACCACGGCCACCACUCCCUCUAAAGAAGAGAAGGGACUGCAACUCAGACCUAUGGCUCUUGAUGACGUUUUUCAUGGUUCUGGUUGCCCUGGCUGGAUUGGGACUGGGAAUGUAUCAGCUCUUCCACCUGCAGAAGGAGUUGGCAGAACUCCGUGAGUCCACCAGUCAAGAGCAUUCUUCUUCGGUGGCGAAGCUAAUAGGCCACCCUGCUCCACCUUCUGAAAAAAAGUCACCAAGAAGGGUGGCACAUUUAACAGGCAAGCCCAACUCAAGGUCCAUGCCUCUGCAAUGGGAAGACACCUAUGGAAUUGUUCUGAUCUCUGGAGUGAAGUAUAAUAAGGGUGGCCUGGUGAUCAAUGACACUGGGAUGUACUUUGUAUAUUCCAAAGUGUACUUCCGGGGUCAGACUUGCAACAGUCAGCCCCUAACCCAUAAGGUCUACAUGAGGACCUCUAAGUAUCCCAAGGACCUGGUGCUGAUGGAAGGGAAGAUGAUGAACUACUGCACCACUGGCCAGAUGUGGGCCCGUAGCAGCUACCUGGGGGCAGUGUUCAAUCUCACCAGUGAUGACCAUUUAUAUGUCAACGUAUCUCACAUUUCUCUAGUUAAUUUUGAGGAAUCUAAAACAUUUUUUGGUUUAUAUAAUCUUUAA